Molecule: messenger RNA, 1786 nt
Organism: Leptopilina heterotoma
Lineage: Eukaryota; Metazoa; Arthropoda; Insecta; Hymenoptera; Figitidae
Exons: 4
Coding region: 169-1446 (425 amino acids)
Molecular function (GO): sequence-specific DNA binding
Source: RefSeq, a predicted model, not a curated record
UCAAGUUCAGUCAAGUUGACUGUUAUUUUUUGACAAAAACAUUGGAUGAUAGGCAUAACCUAUAAAAGGUAGAAUAAUUUAUUUGUUUAUAAUUUUAUAAACAAAACUAUUCUUGAAUAUUUAUUCAGUGACAGUGUGAGUGAAAGUGGGUGAAAUUAAGUUUUAAUAAUGUCACAUCAGAAGAGCUGGCAGAAACGAUGCGAUGUAAAAUAUUGCGUGAAUGCAAAUAAUUAUCUCGUGACAUUUUUUCCAACUCCUAAGGAUCCUAAUUUAUUUAAACAAUGGCAACAAGCAGUUCAAUGUACAGGGACGAUUUUGCCACAAAAUGGUCGUGUUUGUGAGAAACAUUUUCGUCCUAAGGAUAUUUUGGAGUUUACGUGUUUAAAAAAAGGAGAAGGAUCUAACACCUCAUUAGAUGUUAAUAAUGAAAACAUUAAAUUAAGAGUUCCUGUUAAUGGAGCAAUUCCUUCAAGAUUCGACGAUGAAAUUGCCAUUUAUUGCAGAGAAAAGGAAACAAAUAAUAAGGAAUUACCACCGAAUUCUAUGAUAAUUGAAAAUAAAAUUGUUCCUUGUAUAGAAUCUAUUAAGACGGAGCCUAAAAUGAUUGUAGCAAUGUCUGAAAAAAGACCUCAACUUACUUUUCCGAUAAAGAAAAUUGUUCGUCCUUUGAAUACUGCACCAACAAAGCUACCUGUGAUUUUUUCUCAAGUUGAAAAGAAAUCUAAUAAAGAAUUAGUCGAUCGUGUGAAUUUGAAUUCUUCUCUAAUUACAUCGAAUUCCGAGGAAAAUUCUUUAACUCAAAAGCAAAUUAUUCCACCUGCCGAAAUAGCGAAAGCAAAACUCAACAAUAACGAAAGAGGUAACAGUAUUCAAAUGAUUAGAAUGAGAACGAUCAAGGAUACGUUCUUUGAAAAAAUAUACAAUGGACUAAUUGAACCUCGUCUACCGAAUAGAGCCUGGAAUAUUCAUAAUUGCGAACAACCUCAAAAGGGAGUAAUUUUUGCAGAAUUAGCAGAAUUAAGUAGCGAUCAUCGAGUUCCUCCAAUUCUUAAAAAAUCAGUAUUUUUCGACGAGAAUUUCAAUGUGAAAAUCUAUUUUUUUGGUAAACUUUUUCCAAACGUCGAAUAUGAACCACCAAAAGGUAUCAGUGAUGUUGAAGAAUUUUUACGACAAAUUGAUGCAUUAAAAAUAUGCGAAGGCGGUCCACGUUUAACGGAAUUAUCAAAUUCAAAAUUUGCAUUUCGUGACGAAGCAAUUUAUAAAUGGCGACACAAUAAUUGUGAGCUUCGUUUAGAAAAGGGACAAGUUUGUAAAAAUUGUUCGCUACUUUGUAAAACUGUUGGUGAACGUAAUAUUGAUUUAUUAACAAUAUCAAAAACAUCGACAAAAAGAAUAAGAAUCGAUCCAAAUGAGGGAAAUAAAAUUAAUAUUACAAAAGACCAUUAAAAAUGACUGAGAAACAAAAAAAUAGUUGAUAAUUAUAUACAAAAGAGACUUUAAUUUUUGUAACUAUAUUCAAAUAAAAGAAUAUUUUUGUGUUAAUUUGCAAAGAGUUUUGAAUAUUUGAAUUUCUCCACUCUAUGUUCAUUUUGUGGAACUAAAAGCUAACCUCAAUUAUUUCCACGUGUUUGUCGUGGAAGUCGUGGACACGAAGUGUUUAUAUUUUCUAAUGAUUUUUUUAUUUACUGCGAUUUUUAAAACCCUUUUUUCUUCAAUUCAAUGAAAAUUUAUAAUUUUUCGAAUAAUUAACUAUAAGUGAAAUGAGUGAUAAAGUGAAAGUGAUGAA